CGCGAUCCGGCCGCUCUGCCUCGGCACUGUGAGAAGGAACUCCAGCCACAGUCGACCACACCGACCUGCCUGGUCUUUGUCAUCCAGCUUCAAAAACACAUCUUGUGUUAAAGCAGCUUCACUUCUGCCUCCUCGACCACGUCAGGGACAAGAUGAACGGCACAAUGGACGGGAACUACGACCUAGCCCCCCACGACGGGUCCUUCAUGUUCACCUCGGAGUCCGUGGGAGAGGGGCAUCCCGAUAAGAUAUGUGAUCAGAUCAGCGAUGCUGUGCUGGACGCUCACCUGAAGCAAGACCCCGACGCCAAAGUGGCUUGUGAGACGGUGUGUAAGACGGGCAUGGUGCUUCUUUGUGGCGAGAUCACGUCCUGCUCCUACGUGGACUACCAGAAGGUGGUGAGAGACACCAUCCGCCACAUCGGUUACGACAACUCAGACAAAGGCUUUGAUUAUAAGACCUGCAAUGUGCUGGUGGCCCUGGAGCAGCAGUCCCCCGAUAUUGCACAGGGAGUUCACAUCGAUCGCCUGGAGAGCGACAUCGGAGCGGGAGAUCAGGGUCUGAUGUUUGGAUACGCCACAGACGAGACAGAAGAGUGCAUGCCUCUCACCAUAGUCCUCGCCCACAAACUCAACGCCAAGAUGGCCGAACUCAGACGAAACGGGACGGUGCCCUGGCUCCGGCCGGACUCCAAGACCCAGGUGACAGUUCACUACACCCAGGAAAAUGGCGCCGUGAUCCCCAAGAGGGUCCACACGGUGGUGAUCUCCGUGCAGCAUGACGACAACGUGAGCCUGGAGGAGCAGAAGAAGGUCCUGAAGGAGAAGGUCAUCAAAGCGGUGGUGCCGUCGAGGUACCUGGACGGGAACACCAUCUACCACCUGCAGCCCAGCGGGCGGUUCGUGAUCGGUGGACCACAGGGUGAUGCCGGUGUGACGGGCAGGAAGAUCAUCGUGGACACGUACGGAGGCUGGGGGGCCCACGGCGGCGGGGCCUUCUCCGGGAAGGACUACACCAAGGUGGACCGCUCGGCCGCCUACGCCGCCCGCUGGGUGGCCAAGUCCCUGGUGAAGGCCAGACUGUGCCGGAGGGUCCUGGUGCAGGUGGCGUACGCCAUCGGAGUGGCUCAUCCUCUGUCCAUCUCCCUGUUCACCUACGGCUCCUCCCAGAAGAGCGAGAAGGAGCUGCUGCAGAUCGUCAAGAAGAACUUUGACCUCCGACCCGGCGUCAUCGUCAGGGACCUGGACCUGAAGAGACCCAUCUACCAGAAGACGGCCUGUUACGGACACUUUGGCAGGAAGGAGUUUCCCUGGGAAGUCCCAAAGAACCUCAACUUGUAGUGUGUGUGUGUAUGUGUUUGUGUUUGUGUGUGUGUGUGUGUGUGUGUGUGUGUGUGUGUGUGUGUGUGUGUGUGUGUGUGUGUUUUGGGAGCUGUCCUGGUCCUCCUGUAACCCAGUAGGAGAAAGGCAGCUGCCAGCCAACAGGGGAGGGGAGGGAGGGCAGGGUCAGGGUGGGGAGCAGAUAACCUCCGGCCAUUGGACGGAGGAAAGAGGAAUCGUCUGUAAUUUAUGACUUCGUAGCCCCUGAAGAAAUACGAGAGCGGCGUUUGGUAUUUCUGUCCCGUGUGGCGUCACGUGUCCGCGGUUUGUGUCACACGAGGAGAAACUACUUUGAAACUAUAUUCUUAAGGGAAUGACCAAAUCACUAAGGGAGAAAAAGCCAUGCAGACUCUAGCAGAACCACGACGAGGCCUUCAGAACAACCAUUCACCCACAGUUCUGUCACUAUUUUUGUAUUUUUGCGCCGUGUCUGCAGGUUCCUCCAAAGAUCUUAAAAGUUUUUACAAACAGAAAAA
Messenger RNA from Scophthalmus maximus (turbot), 1855 nucleotides. Its product is annotated as S-adenosylmethionine synthase-like. NCBI's taxonomy places the organism in Eukaryota, Metazoa, Chordata, Actinopteri, Pleuronectiformes, Scophthalmidae. Bases 153 to 1340 code for a protein of 395 amino acids. Gene Ontology annotation, biological process: S-adenosylmethionine biosynthetic process. Gene Ontology annotation, cellular component: cytosol. The transcript is spliced from 9 exons. Gene Ontology annotation, molecular function: ATP binding; methionine adenosyltransferase activity. The record is from RefSeq and is a predicted model, not a curated record.